This is a messenger RNA of Gracilinanus agilis (Agile Gracile Mouse Opossum), 1224 nucleotides long. RefSeq names its product tyrosine-protein kinase Fyn-like. Gene Ontology annotation, molecular function: non-membrane spanning protein tyrosine kinase activity; ATP binding; signaling receptor binding. The transcript is spliced from 3 exons. Gene Ontology annotation, biological process: innate immune response; cell surface receptor protein tyrosine kinase signaling pathway; protein phosphorylation. The coding region runs from base 570 to 1151 and encodes 193 amino acids. NCBI's taxonomy places the organism in Eukaryota, Metazoa, Chordata, Mammalia, Didelphimorphia, Didelphidae. Gene Ontology annotation, cellular component: extrinsic component of cytoplasmic side of plasma membrane. The record is from RefSeq and is a predicted model, not a curated record.
AAAGAAAGAAAGAAGAGAAGGAAAGAAGAGAAGGAAAGAAGAGAAGGAAAGAGAAAGAGAAGAAAAAAUCACUAAGUUUAAAGUAGCCACACAGUAGAUUUUGCUCUAACACAAAAGGGAAGGUUAGUAUCCCUAUUAUCACUCAAACAGUUAAUGGAUAAGUGACACCAAGUUCUGGACUUCCAUCACUGAUGACAGUCAUUAUGUAUGCAAGGGACAAGAAUUUCAGCUUGAUUUCUCAUUCACAUUAAUGAAACAAAAAAGGAAAAUAGCACUUAACCGCAUGGGCCUGCCAGAACCAAAUUAGUGGGGAAAGUGGUGAAAAAAAUUACAUUAUCAGUCAGAACCCAUAAAUAAAACUAGUGUCAAUUUUUUUUUUCUCUUGAAAAUAUUUGACAGAAUCCUUGUAAAUGUCCUUGUGGCCCAGGGAGCUUAAUAGGGUUUGUUUGUGGGGAAGGAGGGUGCUGUGAAAGAAGGAAGCUGAUAGUUAAUUGUUUAAAGCAAAACAUUAAUAGUUUAAAAGUAAUUUUCCAUACCGGAAGAUCUCUCUUUUGACUCCACAUUAUGGGAUGUCCAUAGGUACCUGGAAUGGGAACACAAAAGUGGCCAUCAAGACUCUUAAGCCUGGCACGAUGUCUCCAGAAUCCUUCCUUGAGGAAGCCCAAAUCAUGAAGAAACUGAAACAUGACAAACUGGUCCAGCUUUAUGCUGUGGUGUCUGAGGAGCCAAUCUACAUUGUCACAGAGUACAUGAAUAAAGGGAGUUUGCUGGAUUUCCUAAAAGAUGGCGAAGGGAGAGCUCUGAAAUUGCCCAACCUGGUGGACAUGGCCGCCCAGGUGGCCGCGGGCAUGGCUUACAUCGAGCGAAUGAACUACAUCCAUCGAGAUCUGCGAUCUGCCAACAUCCUGGUGGGGAAUGGGCUCAUAUGCAAGAUCGCCGAUUUCGGCUUAGCCAGAUUGAUCGAAGACAACGAAUACACAGCGAGACAAGGUGAGUCCCGACGACGGCGUCUUCUGAAUCGCUUUCUACCCCGUCGCUGUAUCGAGGCUCUUUACUUCUUUUACCUCUUCCUUCCCACUAGGGUUCAUACUAUCCCCAUCACUGAGUUCAGAUUCAGUCUUGGACACUUACUUAGCCUCUCUUCACUUUGAUUUCAUCUCUAAAAUAAAUAUAAUAAGAAUAACUUGUGUUCACUUCAGUUUCACUGCUAAAAUACAGAUAAGA